Molecule: messenger RNA, 755 nt
Organism: Cylicocyclus nassatus
Lineage: Eukaryota; Metazoa; Nematoda; Chromadorea; Rhabditida; Strongylidae
Source: the annotation of a GenBank genome assembly
UGUAGAUACUCGCAUACAACAAGAUUUUGAAUGUUCAUUCGACCGCAUGUCACUGUUUCAUUCUGCUUUGGUUCUUCUCGCUACGAUUCUGCCUGCUUUUGCCCUCCUUCAAUGUUACGAAGCAUUCUCAACAACCAACCCUGAAGAUAAGGUGCCUCGAUAUUGUCCUGAGGGGACCCAUUGCAUGAACUUAACAGAAGUAAAAUUGACAACCAGAACCUAUCAAUUUGGUUGCAGUGCUGGAACGUGCUCGGGAGGAUGUAAGCAACUCGAUGGCGGCGCUAUCUGGUGUUGCUGUUUCACGGAUCUCUGCAAUGGGCCGAGUUUCACAAAAGUCAUGACAUCGACACCUAUAACCACCUACGUGACCUCUUCACCUAGUACUAUCCACUCAGGAUCUAAUAUGUUUAUCACCCUUGCAUCUUUGGCUUUAAUGAUAAAUUUAAUCCUUUAACAUGCGAUAGAGCUUCCAAUUUAUGAAAGUCGUCUUCUACCUUCAUGAAAGCCUUUUUUUCUCAGCGCACACUUGAUCUAUAACGAAGUAUAUUCAGCUGUUCGGUUACCAUUGUUUAUCGCCAUGCAUGUAUAUGUUACGUUGUAAUGAACUUUACAUUUGCAAAGCACUAUCAGGGCUCGGCACUAAGUGGCUUUCCGAAAAUGCAAAAAAGAGAAGUUCCCCAUGACUUUCGAGAAAAAAUUUCAAAGUCCCUUUUGACCGUGUUUCCUUAACGCAAAAAACCCUCAAAAAACGAAAC